Brassica rapa (field mustard) is the source of this 15964-nucleotide messenger RNA. RefSeq names its product protein CHUP1, chloroplastic. Gene Ontology annotation, cellular component: cortical microtubule. The record is from RefSeq and is a predicted model, not a curated record. NCBI's taxonomy places the organism in Eukaryota, Viridiplantae, Streptophyta, Magnoliopsida, Brassicales, Brassicaceae. Gene Ontology annotation, biological process: protein localization to cortical microtubule cytoskeleton.
CUAAUUUUUAAAAAUAAUAAUUUAUAUAUAAAAAAAGUAAAAACAAACACCCGCGCGGUUGCGCGGGUCAAAGUCUAGUCAAUAGUUAAAACAUAUCUUUGACCAAAAGCAAUAAACCUUUUUCCUUUGCAAUUUGUAACGGUUGGAUAUAAAAUCUACAUCAGUUUUUUUUUUCUCUUUUUCUUUUCAAAAAACAUAUUGAAAAUGAUAAAAAACUGACAUAAUUUUUUUAAAAUCAUCAAAUUUUGCAAUUUAAUAUAAUCAAUAAUCAAACACCACAACCUGCAAUUUAUCUUCCCGUUCGAUUGCUAGAACCCACGAUCAGCACCUGUUGACUAGUUUCAUAAAACUUAAACCAGUGUUACUAUCAUUAGUGCUGAAAACAAGAUCGAUCACUGCUAUUGACUGAACAGGAAUAAAACUAAUAACCAAUAAAUCAUGCAAAUCAUAACCGAAACACGUAAGUGCAGGAGAAUUAUUUUAAAUAAUUCAACCGAUCCUGCAAAAAAUAAUGUUAGCUCAAGAACACAAGCUUUACACAAUCUCAAAAGCUGGUUGAAGAAAACACAAAUCCAGAUUUUGUUUCGAGACCGUCGAUUAACCUGUUCUUAAAAAAAACAAUAACUUUUAACAAAUAUCAGUAUUGUUAGUGCAAAAGCAUAAACAAUAUUUAAAGAUUUAAGAGUGUAGGAACCUUAUUUUACUACCAUAGGACAGCUGAUAUUUGUAAAGAAUAAUAAGAACAUAAACUAAAAUUUCAAUACCAAAAUAUAAAAAUAAAGAAGAAUUGCAGAGUCGAGAUAGUUAAUCUCUUUCCUUAAAUCUUUAAACGCCCCGUAGUGUGACGGUUUUAUGGCGCUCAGAUUCCCAAGAUACAACUGCAGCAUUGUUUCUGUUUACCAUCACCGAAAAACAGAAUCUAUCGAACCUAUUUCUGUGAUGUACUCUCAGACUCAAAAGAAUAAAAAAUACUAGCAUAACUAUUCUGAGUGGGAGAAAUGUUCUUGAUUGUAUGAAUGUGUGUAUUUUCUAAAUGGCUCACAAGCCUUUAUAUAGAAAUAUAAUGAGAAGCACAAGUUUCAUUUUUCAACACAAAAAUGAAACCUCCAUAGUGCACUAAUGGAGUUUUUAAUUCUUGUCAUUAUUAUGUGAAUUUAUUCCACAUUUUGACCAAGAAAUUAAAGAAUAAAAUUAUUAUUGUUUUGACCAAUUCAAACAAAAUAAUAUACUUUAAAAUGGAUUUCUUUUUUAUAUUUUAUCAAUAUAAAAGAUCAACAUAUAUUUGGUUUAUAAGAUUAAGUCAAUGAACAUGAAGUCCAACUAACAAAUCAAAAAACCCAAAUCCAAUUUCAAAUAUCCAAUGUGUGUAUUUGCUACUUUAUACAAGUUUUUCAAAUCACACACAUUAGACCUCCAUUUCUCAUUCAAAUAAAACUUCUUUUUUGACAUAUGAAUACAUUAUUCAUAAUGUUCAAAAAAUAGUUCCAACAUUAUCAUAUAUCAACAUGUUCCAGUUUCCUGGAUCAGACAUAUCUUUCUUUUGUUGUUCCUUCUCUUCAUCUUGAUUCUCAUAAUCAUCUUGAUUUUCAGUUUCAUCUUGAUGAUCCUCUUUACAUCAUCUGAAUUCUCAAGUUCACUAUUAUGACCAUUAUCAUCGACAUCUUUAUCUCCGUUUUCUUUGUAAUCGUCUUUUUAUUCUUCUCCUUGAGCAGCGUGAACUCCCAAAUUCAGUACUAACUUUUUUCACAUACUUGAACAUAGAACCUUUUACUUAUCAAAAAAAAAAACAUAGAACCGUUUAUUGAGUAACCGUUUAUUGAGUACAUGUAUGCUUCUUGUUUCUUCUUCCUAGCUCUGUUUCCUGCUCCCGAUGGUUGACUUUUCUUAAUUCCACAGGGUUUGUUUUUGUUUAUUCUUGAUGGUGGCUUCUUCUCUUAGGCUCGACAAACAAAAGUACAAAACAAAACGUGAUUCAGUGACCAACUAGCAAUAAAACAUCCUUAAAAUUUGCUGAUAUUCUAUGAAUAAUCGACUAUCAUUAAGAUUGGUGAACACAAUAGAAAGCAAAAUUGUAAUAACUCAUAGGUCGUAACAAUGUUAAAACAUGAUACUGCUAUCAACUCAUCAGUUUUUAUAAAAAAAUUGGAAAAUAAUAAAGUAGUCACAGUACUCAAAUACCUUGUCCAUACGAAAACAAUGAUCAAAAGAACUGAAGCAAAAGAAAUCCUACUAUAUAUUAAUUGAGAAGUCACUUUAGUGACUUUUGCUUACGUAUCGAUCAUAGGUAAACUCUUACAAAAUUGUUAUAAUUUGAUUGGUUGAUGAUUUUUAAUUUUUAUUUAUUUUAUUUAGAUCUAAAAAAAAGGUAAGUCUAUAACCAAUUAAUAUUACUUGCCAAAUAAUUUACAUAGUAUUACAAAUAAUGAUUUAUGUUAAAUAAUUGUUAAAAUUAUAGAAAGAGAAAAAAAUUGAUCAUUUCUUAUAUUUAUAAACUACAUAAAAUAAUAAAUGACAAACUGUUCAUAUAAAUUAUUAUAGUGAUUUUAUAUUCUUAUUUAAAAGCAUUAUAUUUUGUGUAAAUUAUCAUAAUAACUAUUAACAUCUUCUAAAGUUCAUAUUACAUGCUUUAUAAAUCAUUUAUAAAAACAAUUAUCAAAUUAUUUAUCUUGGCUUAUUGUAUAUUUUAAAUUAUUAUAAGAGUUUGUAUGUCAUCUAUGAGAGCUUAUAAAUUAAUUUAUAAAAUUUAUUUUAAAAUCUUAUUCUACUCUCCUACUAUAUAUUAAUUGAGAAGUGACUUAAGAGACUUUUUCUUAUGUGUCGAUCAUAUAUGAAAUCCUAAAAAAUUGUUAUAAAUUGAUUGGUCGAUAUUAUUUUAUAUAGAUAAAUUUUGUAUAUUUUUAAAAAUACAUAAAUUAAUAAAGGACAAUUUAUUUUGAUAUAAAUCAAUAUAAUGAUUUUAUAUUCUUAUUUAAAAGCAUUAUAUUUUAUAUAAAUUAUCAUAAUAACUAUUAACAUCUUCUAAAGUUCAUAUUAUAUGCUUUAUAAAUCAUCUAUAAAAACAUUUAUCAAAUUAUUUAUCUUGACUUAUUGUAUAUUUUAAAUUAUCAUGAGAGUUUGUAAGUCAUCUAUAAGAACAGACUAUUGAUGGACUAGAAGACCAUUGAUGACAUGGUGAAAGCUUUAGUGGAGGAGCGUCUGAAAGUUCUAGGGAAAUUCCCGAAAUCAAUGAUAACCUCUCAAACGCCGGCAAAGAAAAUUUUUAUCGUUGGCAUCACCGCAGCAGAAUAUGCAGCAGAAGUCUGUCAAUAGUCCAGCGUUAGGCGAGACUCCUGGUAAGGUUAGGGGACCGAAAAAGAAUUUGGCCAAGGAGCUUGAUAAGGAUACAUGGAUGAAAAGGACUUUGGGUGAAGAUUUUGGUAGUGUCGCUAAAGCUACUGAUCUUGAUUUCGUAUAUGUUUCUCCUUCAAAGGCUACUACGGAUGAUAAGGAUGCUAUGGUUCCAGCCUAUGGACGUGGCUGCAGGGGCAGGCGUACUGUAAAGGAUGAGGAUGCCGCUGAUAAGAAAAAAACAGUGUAUGAAGAGGCUGCGUUGAAGAGGAAGGAGAAGGCUGAUGGUAAGAGAAAAGAGGUUGAGUUAAAGAAGCAAAAACAGACUGAGUUAGAGAAUCAAGAAGCCGAGGCUAAGAUAAAAGAGACCGAGUUAAAGAAGAAAAAACAGGCUGGAUAAAGAAGCAAAAAGAGGCUGAGUUAAAGAACAAAAAUGUGACUCCACCGCGUGUCAAUGUAAUUAGAUGCAUGGUUGAAAAAAUCUGGAGAGGACAGUGACUUUGCUGUGGUGAACGACGAAGUUCUUGCGGAAGAGAACGAAUUGGCGCCGGAGUCUGAUGUCGAGAAUCAGGAAGUUGUUAGAUCUACGGUAGUAAGGGAAUAUCGGGAGAAAAGUUUUCAAUUUUCUCCAAAAGGGGUUGCAUUGACGGCAGUUUCUUCACCACCAGUUUUUCCGUAUAUUGGAGACAAUGGAACGACAUGCAUGAGGAAGAAGGUUAAGCCUUCAUCAGCAAUAUAUGACCCUCUAGAACCUGUUGAUCCGGCGCUAUUCGAAAAACUUAUGCAACACAUUAAGGUAAUUUCACCCAAACCACCAAAACCAGCAGAUAAACCACUACUCCUCUCAGCUGAUCAUGAGAGUGACUUCUACAGUAUACUCAUCCAUGAAAUACCGUGGCCGGAAAAGGAAUAUAGAUGGGUGUUUGAUAACGUAAGUCUUUAUUACGGCUGAGUUAUAUAUUCUUUUAUUAUAUUGCCGCUAACUUAUAUAUUUGAUUACGGCUGACUUGUUAAUAUUCUUUGUUUAGCAUGUCGCUGCGUAUAUUAACGUCCUCAUUAAAAGGUUCAUGUGAAAUCUCAGCCCAUUCUUGUCCAAGCGGAUUGCCUUCCUUGACGUUUGGGUCUUAAAGCAGUGGUUAUGAAGAUCUAAUAAACGGUAAGCUUCACCUUGAAUUUCCAACAAAAUUGAAGUGGUAUGAAGAUGUAGAUCACUUGUACGGAUGUCUUCAAACCGGCAGAAAUCACUGGGUGGCGUUUCACGUGAAUCUGAAGAAGGAGAAGAUUGAUUGCUACAAUCCAAUCUUUGGACAUGUAACACCCGAAAGUGAGCAGAGAAUACUAGAUUCAUUUAAACCGCUAACGCUUAUGCUUCCCGCGAUGUUGAGUGAAUUUAUUCCUGUCAAUCUCCGAGCCCCUAGUAAGAAGAAGUUCACAUUCGGAAGGAGGAGCAAAAAAUACACUCCAUAAAACACCCAGAUUAGCGAUUGUGGGGUGUAAUCAUUAAAGUUUGUGGAGUGUCUAGCGCUUGGUGUAACUUUUGAUGGGAUAAACGAUAACAAUAUUCAAGGUUUACGGAUGAAGAUGGCAGCAGAGAUCCUCGAUGAAGGAGGAAAUAUUGGGAUGAAAAAUUUGCUGUCCAAUUGAAUCUGUGUUUGUUAUUUUGUACUUGACUUAAGUUGUUUAAUUUUAUUAAGUAUUUGACUUUAGCUAAUAUAUCUCAGUCUUAUAGUUUUUAUAACUCAGCCAUGUCGUAUAUGUGUAACUCAGCCAUACCCCAAACAUACCUUAAAAUCGAAAAUGUUCAUAUAACUCAGCCGAAAUGUUAUAUGUAACUCAGACGUAUCCAUUUAAAUAACACCAUACCCUAAAAUCGAAAAAUGUUUAUAUAACUUAGUCGUAUCGAUUAGUAUAAAUCAGCCAUUAUGCUAUUAUAACUCAGCCAUACCUCAAAUAUACCCUAGAAUUAAAAAAAAAAUGAAAUGUUUAUACUUUAAAAUGUUAUAUUGAAACUCCAAUUAUCAAUUUGAAGUGAAUAUAUAAUCAACUGAAUGUGUCUUCUUUAUUGAAUAUUCGAAUUUAGAAUCCAUCAUGAUCUUCAGGUAUAUGUUGUCUUAUGAUUACUUAAAACCUUACAUUUAGAUAUAAGGUGUGAGCAUAAUUCAAAACUCGUAAACUAUUAUUGUGUUAUUUAUUAUGAAUUUGUGUUAUUUAUUAUAUUUCUUACACCAUAAAUCCAAAUCCGAAACCUAAAUCCCCAAAAAAACAAACCUAAACCCUAAAUAAGCAACUUUAAACCCUAAACCCCAAUUAUUAAGUCAGCCGUAAAUGUUAAAGGAACUCAGCCGUGAAGUAUAACUUAAUCUUGACGUUUGGCGGGAAAAAGAUAACUGAAUCUUGGGAAAUUUUAACUCACGACGUUUGACGUUCUAUACUUCUCUAUAUAUUGUCCCCUCUCUUACACCUUUGCUUACGCCUUUCUCUCUCUAGAAAAAAAACCUAAACAAUAUCUCUCUAUCCCUAUCAAAAGUUAUGCCGAUUGUUCAUGGUUAUUCGACGAAGUUAGAGAACAAAGUCAAUGCAAUACUAAGCUCUGCAAAUCGUGAAAACCUCCCUCUUCUAUACCCUGGUCCGGGUGACUUGCUUGACACAACCAGCACUACCUGGUUCAAAUUUUUUAGUGAUCUCUCUCUCGUCAUCCCGUCGAUUCUUGCAGAAGGAUGGGUUCAUGAUUGGCCGAGAUACCGCGUCAUUCCCGAUCAUUUUAAGGAACGCUGGUUUCUUCAACUCGCUGUAAGGACGGGAUAUGUGUCCAUAUUAGAUAUAUCAACAGUUUGUCCACUCUGUCUACAUUGAGAACAUGUGUGUUCUUACCAACAGUUAUGUAAUUUUUUUGUUGUAGCGCAAAAACACGUGGGAUCGAAAGCAUAAUUCGACAGUUUGGACACAUUUUAAUCUUGUGGCCAGAACGCUAUUUCGUUGUCAGAUGCGCCAUUUGAAGAGCACUUGGGCAAACGGAGGCGACAAGCCUCCGUGGAUGCUAACUAGAGUUUGGCGUGAUCUCGUCCACAUAUUUGAAGAGUUUGGUCCUUACAAUUUUGGUUUCCGAAGUGAUGCCUUGUCUGUAUUUUGAACAUGAUAAUUUAUGUUUCUGAAUGUAAUUCGACAUGUCGAAUUCAUAUUUCUUUUAUAUUAUGUAUUAUAACUCAGCCACAAUGUAAAUAUAAUUCAGCCAUAUCUGUUAACAUAACUCAGCCACAACGUUUACAUAACUCAACAGUGAAUGUUAAUAUAACUCAGCCACAACUUUAUGUUAACUCAGCCAAAACGUAUAAGGUAACUCAGCAGUGAAUGUUAAUAUAACUCAGCCACAACUUUAAGUUAACUCAGCCAAAACGUAUAAGGUAACUCAGCUGUGAAUAUUAAUAUAACUCAGCCACAAUAUUACGCUAACUCAGUCUUGAAUGUUUCUGUGAAGGUUUAUACCAGAGCGUAGAUUAUCACUCACCCAUUUCAUUAUUAAUGGGAAGUUUCCACUUGCUUAAUUGGACUGAGUUGUCGAUUAAUUAUGGCACGUGAGGAAUAACUCCACCAACGAUAUGAGAAUAUCGAGACUAAUUAUUAUGAGUUUGAAAUAUACAAUUGUCACACAUGUGUCGAGUGAUUUACAAUAUCGAGACAUUGAAAUUUUAUAUACUUAAUACUUAAAAAGGAAAAAAAUAAACGUUGCCAUUUUAUGAUGUUGUCUUCUUACUCACCCUAAAGUCGCACUAAUGUUUAUGAAAUUUGUUUGAGAAUAAAAAUGUCUUCCUCAUCCUGCGUUUCAGAAGAAAAUUCUUACAGACGACGUUUGAACGCGGAAAUAGGAACGCGGAAACAAUGUUGGUGUGGUGAACCCUCUAAAAUUUUUACAUCUGGAGCGCCACAAAUCCAGGAAGAGUGGAUAUUGCUGCACAAAAGGAUAUAAUAAGGUUCAUUUUGGUUCGUAUUUUGCAUGUUCUGUAACGUAAUACUUAGAUCUGAUUAUAUUGGUGAAAACAGAGACAUUUAUUCAAAUGGGCGGAUGAGUGUUUGGUGGAAGAGGUUGGGGAUAUUAAGUCACUGAUAAGUGGCAUGAACAAAGACAUCUCAGAAUUUAGACUUAACGUUGCUCGGUUGGAGAAAGAGAUUGAAGGAAUGAAGACGGAAUCUGAGAAAAAAGGAGAAGAAUGUAUGAGUCAAGGUCGGUGUUUGAGGAAUGUGAUUGUUUGUGGGGUUGGAAUGGCGUUACUUUGCUGCUACUACUACUUCUUUGUUUAGUCAUGUUUUGUAAUCAUAAGUCAGCCUAUGUUUUAUGUAACUCAGACUUAACGUAUUAAAUAACUCAGCCGUCAUACUAAUGAUAAUUCAGCCAUAAUUAAACAUAACCCAGCCAUAAGUGACGAAAACUCAGCCGUAAUUAAACCAAAAGAUUCACAUUACAUCUUCACCAAUUCCUUGUGUCGCUAAACUGGCUUAUCGGUUCAAAAUCACGGAAGAAGCACUUAAUGUACUUCGUAACAAUAACUCAGCCGUAUCAUUUUAAUAAUCUCAGUCUUAACGUUUAGGUUGGUUUAACUCAGACCGUAACGUUUAUUAAGUCAGAUCUAACUCAGCCGUCAUUAAACAAUAACUCAGCCAUAAUUAAACUAUAAAUCAGCCAAAAGAAACAAUAACUCAGCCUUCAUUACAUUAAUUUGUUGUUCGACAUACAUAAUGACAUAGCAAAGAACAUACGAAAAGAUAAGAUUCUGAUACAUUACAUCUUCACCACUUCUUUGUGUCCCUAAACAAGCUUAUCGGUUCAAAAUCACGUAAGAACAUGCCCAUCUCUUUGAUCCAGAAACAGCGGUCACACAUGUUGUCAUCCUUAGCCACAUCAAUGUGCCACAAGCAGCGACAUUGUCGCUCCACAAGAUUUUCACAUUGGCAACUAUAAAACAACAGAAGAUAAGCUGAAAUGAACAUGGCCCUAUGUUGGCGGAACUCGUCAGAAUCCACAAACCCCAUCCCCAUUUUACAGAUCGCCUAGUUUCUCGAUCCUGUCAACUGAUUCUCUUGGAAUACCAGCAAAAUACUGCCCAUCACACCAAAAGGUUGCUCGAGUAAUUGCGUGUAUAUACACAAUACACUCAUAUGCUGCAUCUGCAGCACGCUUCAUUAGAGAAAGCCCUUCUUCUUUAAGGCUGAAUGAGAAGAAAAACUGUACACCUUUUAUAUAAAGUGUUCUUGAAUUUCUCUCAGCGUAGUAAGUUUUCAACAACUCAGAAGGCAUAUUGAGUACCCAGGGAACGGAUAACACAUCGUAAAAUGGUAUACCCUAUGCCGCUCUGCUAACACCUUCAUCGACUUGGACGAUGCUUUGAGGCCAUAGAGAUCUUGGAAGGAGUUACGGGCCACACGUUCAACCACCAAUGCCUGAAUUUCAUCAGACAAUUCGAAAAGAGGGAAAUAUUUCAUUUACUCUCAGAGGGGUGAAGUUGAUUUAGAGAGAGAGAGAGAGAGAGCAAUUGUGUAAAAAAAUAGAGAGUUGAACAUGUAAUUGUCCGAGAAGUGCCUUAUUUAUCGGCAGUAAAACGGUUUUCAUACCGCGACGUUUCUUAUUUUGGGCGGGAAGUUAUUCCAUAACCCAGACGUAAUGUAUUUCAUUCAAUAAACCAGCCAUUUAUUAUAAUAACUCAGCCGGAAUUGACUUCACGACGUUUCGUAUUUUUGGCAGGAAUUUUAACAAUUGCGUUUGAAAAAGAGAGCUGACAUUAGAAAUCGAGACCAUUAUUAUGCGUGAGAUAAAAUUCGGAUGCCGUGAGUAAUUUAAUCUCAGCAAGAAAGAGUAAUUUAAUUCGCGACUUUCGUAUUUUAAGAAUCAAUAAUUAUGUAGGGGCUAUUAAGUUAUGUAGGGACUAUUAAGUACAGACAUAUCAUUUUUCGAUGUUUUCCUCAGCUGUAAUUGGCUAAUUAUGCCGCCAUUGUUUUGGCUUGUAAAAAUACGUCUGAAACUAAUACCAAGAUAUGGCAAUCCAAAACCCAGCCAUAAGCUUAUCUAUGUUGAGAAAUGAUAUCUAGGUGUAUGUGUAAUAGUUUUGUUUAUGGUAUGUUUUAUGAUUUGUAUGUGUAUUAUUUUAGUUUUGAAUUCUUUUGUAAAUUUGAAGAGAUGUUAAUCAAAAGAAUUUGGUAUAUAUGUUCAUGUUUUUCUCAAAUUACUUGAGAUUAUUCAAAUUAUUGAUACAACAUACCAAAAAUAUUUUUAAACCAUUCUACCCACUCAUAACAAAACACAACAACACAAAAACUUAGUCAAAUUUACUAAAACUAAGAGAGAAGACUUCACAAGAAAAAUUAAUCAAAUUUACAAAUAUCAAACUUGAAUUUUAAGUGAAAGUUAAAAUUUUAAAUCUCAUGUAAGUUAAAAAUUAUACUUUAUAAUCUAAAAGGACACAUUAAACCACAUGACUUGAUAUUUUUGAACUUACUUAUCACUUUUGAAAGUUAAAACAUACCUUGAAGUUACUUAACACUCUUCAAAAUAUAACGUAGAAGACUUCUAGAGAAGUCUUCUAUCGGAUUAGCUAGAAAUAUUAGUAAACAUAAAUAUUUGAAAUCUCAUAAUUAUCACUAAAUAAAUUAUGAAUUUCAACCAGGAGCCCUAAUAUUAACUAAUACACAUGAAUUAUUUAGAAAAUAUUAAAAAAUCAUUUUAAUUGUAGAGAAAAUGAAAGUUUAUUAAACAUAGACGUAAAAGAUUUCUUAAGAAGUCUUCUAUUUAGGCCAUUUUGCAAUUGCAAAUUCACGAAGGAAGACUUCUACUAUACACAAGACAUCUUGAGAAGUCUUCCUUUUUAAAUAUUGGCUUAAUUUUGAAUUUGAAAAAUUCUCGAAAAUUCCAGAGAAGACUUCUCGAGAAGUCUUGUCGGAUAAACAUGUUAGUUUUGCAAUUGACUAAAGGGUGUCAAAAAAUUGACUUUUUAUUGAAGAUUUAUGGGGAAGUCUUCUCGAAAAAGACAUCUAUAGAAGUUUUAUGAAAGUCUUCUCAAUGUCGCAAAAAUUCUACCUAAAAUACUUUUGCAAUUGACUAUAUUUGACUUUUUCAGAGAAGACUUUUGUAGAACUAUUCCGUCGGAAGACUUCUACCGAAGUCUUCUCUUGUAACCAAAGGUUUGACCAAAACCCGGAAUAAAAUUUGAGAAGGCUUCUCAUUAAUAUUAAAUGUUUCACUAUUAUUUUUCAAUUGCAAAAGUAACUCACGCAACAAUGAGAAGACUUCGAGAAAACUUUCAGAAGAUUUUUAUAGAUUUUUUUUCCGAGAAGUCUUCUAUAAAAAGUCAAAUUUCUGACAAACUUUGAUCAAUUACAAAAUUUCUGGGAUUUUCGGUUUUUUUUCUUAAUAAAGAAAAGUUAGAAGACUUCGACUUCCUUGAUGGAGAACACAUCUAGCGAAGUCUUCUGAAACUCUAGUCUUCCAAAAGUCUUCGCGAACAAAUCUGAGAAAAAUAAAAUGGUUUCAUACUUUGAGCCUGUGAGAUUAGUUGCUUUGCUUCUCCAAGCACCCAAAACUUCACUACAAAAGCUACCUAGUCGUUAAUCACCACGAAUCAUGAGGUUUAAUGUCUCUAUGAACCUUACAAAGUUUGGAAUCAAAAUCUUAGUUUUUUUGGAUGAAUUUGAAGAGAGAGAGUGAAAGAUAUGUGAUUUUUGUGCAUAACUAAUGAGAUAUGAAGUGUAAAAAUCAAAAUUUGGUGCAUUAAAAGUUACAAAUUGGUUGUUCAUGGUGGUUAGUGUAUUGAUGGCAAUGACAAUAUUAUAAAUAUUUGGUGAAAAUGAGGAUGAUAAGGUAAAAGAAUCAUUUUCAAAAAAAGAGAAAAAAAUGUAAUGACAUUUUCGUAAAUAAUUCAAACUUUUAGGCUGAAUAAAAAAAAUAAAGUUUCAAAAAAAACAUGAGUUAUUUUUGUAUUUGACUUGAAAUUUUAGGUCAUAUUUAAAAAAAACCCAUACAUUGAAUACCUCAAGUUGAACUUUUAGAUUUUCAAUCCGGUUUGACUUUUGGACAUGUUCUUAAGAUUAAAGUCAAUAACCAUUAAAGCCGGUUCUGUUAGUUGCUUAUCAAUUAUUUAACGUCGUAUCUUCUUUAAUGGGCUUCUAAAUUUAAUACUACUAGGUGAAAUUUGUACACUAAUUUUUGUUAAAUAAAAAUUAACAAAGACACAAUGUUUACAAAAUUUACAGCAAUUAAGAAAUACGGGAGAUAUAUAGACGUAAACUUGUUUUAUUCAUCUUCUUCCUCCCUCCAAUAGACUUAUAACUAGAUUUAGAACUAACAAUCGAUUUCAUCUCUGAAGAGAAACUAUAGUCCUCGCAUUAAUAAACAAAUGAUUGGAGAUACGCAUACCUCAAAUAAUGCACCCAAUCUACUGAAGCCAAGAGAACACUACAUAUAUGCACAAUCAUCACGGAAACCGCUAUGACGCAAGAUUGGGUUUCAGAAUCUGCGUGCAAAAACUAAAUCUUCAAAAACUCAAUCAACCAAUCAGCUUCAGUCAUCAGACUACCGGACUCAAUAAUAGACCUUAAAGAUCGACCAUCCAAAAAGACCAGUAAAACCAAAAUCCAAAACAAAAAUGAGUCAAAAAUCAAACCCUUCAACGUGAUCUUUGUUGGGCCAAAUUCUUUCUAUAUAUAAUUGGCUAUCUCUUUCCAGUUUUCAUUAAAAAAAAUUGUUGACUUCGAAGCAUAUCAGACUCAGUGACAUGGAUCUUUUUAUUAUAAAACAUUAAAUUUAAUAAGUCACAGCAAUCCAGCCUACAAAAACAGAACUGAGUCAUAUUAAAGAGCCAAUCCUUGAAUACUAAGGCUUUUAUAACUGUUAUAACCGUAGUGCAGUUAAACUGCUUGUCUCGUACCGCUCAAACCGUAGUUACCAUUCGGAGCCUAAUUAAUUAAAAUAUUGGCUCCGAAUGGUGACUACGGUUUGAGCGGUACGGGACAAGCGGUUCAACUGCGGUCCGGUUUUAACAGUUAUAAAAAAUAUUUAGAUAUAUAGUAUAUGUAAAGAUUUUUGUUACUGUUAACUGAGGGACGGGACGGGACGAUGGUCACCAUUCAUUCGAAGCCUUAUAAUGAUUUGUUUAGAAUAUGUUACUGAAACACAUCUGGCUAUGUUCGUUCCAUUCCAAGAAACAGUCUCGUGAUCGACUUCUCAUCCAUUAUAAUCAUCCUAUGUUCAAUAUUUCUCCACAUCGAAAUUCUUUGCCAUCAAAUCAAAUCUUUCUUCUCAAUCUUCACAUGUUACGCAUUUGAUCAUCUGACAGCGAUAUACACCAGAUAUACACCAACGUAAAGAGAAUCAGUAUCGUCUUUGCAUCCAACUUCUUAUAUAUUUUUUUCUCAAGAAAGUUAAAAUAUAUAUAUCAAAACCCCAAAUGGUGAGAAAUUUUUAUAUAGCGUUUCGUGCUAACUAAUUUUAUGGCGUUUUUGGUGAGUCUUUCCUGAAUGGCCUUAACUUAUUUGUGUUAUUUACUUGAAUAAGAGAAUUUUUUUUCUUUUUCAAGUAGUCUGUUUAAGGAAAGUAAAUAAAUAUCAGAGUUUUGGUUCGUUUUGAUGAUCAUCAAAGUCUUGCCUUCUGAUUAAAGAAUCUGAACUUGUAGAUGUAAUUCAAAGAACUUCGGUUUCUUGAUCAGAACUUGAAAACUUGGGGCUCAAUCAUGAUUAUUACCAGACAUAAAAGAGAUGUAAACGUGUUCGUGCUUCAACUAGGAGCUGCCUUAGCCAUUUCAUUCGCCGGAUUGCUCUUUUCUCGAUUUAAAAAGCAAACGAAAAGAAUCGGGCCCACUUUGCCUACUCUUCGACCUCAAUCUCCUGAUCACGGAUACAGAGGAAGCUCUAACAAAUCCGUUGAUAGAGGAGAUUCAGAAACGCCUAAGACUAGUGAAGAAGAGACUUCAAUUGGUUUUUCGCCAAGAAGUGAAUGUGAUGUUGAUGAAAAAGAUGUGUUUCUUUUACCGGAGUUUGAAGAUGAAGUUAACAAGUUAGAUUUGUUGGUCUAUGAUGACGAAUGUGAAACCCCGAAGUCAGAUUUAUCUGCUCCUUUAGCGUUUCCUACAACAGAGGAAGCUGGUCAUGAGAAUGAGAUUAAGCGGUUAAGAAACACGGUGAGAGCGUUACGUGAGAGAGAGAGGUGUCUUGAGGAUAAGUUGUUAGAGUACUAUAGUCUCAAGGAGCAGCAAAAUAUUGCAAUGGAGCUUCGAAGUAGACUGAAACUAAACCAAAUGGAGACUAAAGUUUUCAAUCUCAAGAUCAAGUCGUUGCAAGCCGAAAACGAGAAACUCAAAGCUCAAUGUUCUGACCAUUCUAAAGCAGUCUUGGAGCUGGACAUGGCUAACUCUCAUGUUGAGGUGCUUAAGAAGAAACUCAACAUUAAAACCCAACAACACGUAGAGCAGCUAUUGUCACUUAGAGAACGAGUGGCGAAGCUUCAAGAAGAUGAGAUUAAGGCUACUUUACCUGAUCAUGAUGCAGAUAAGAUGAUGCAUAGGCUAACGGAAUUGGAAGGAGAGAUCAACGAGCUUAGAGAUUGCAACAUGAGAUUACAUUUUGAGAAUUAUGAACUUGCUGAGAAGCUGGAGUCUGUUCAAAUCAUAGCAAGUUCUAAGCUGGAGGAUCCAGAGGAGAUGGAGACAUUACGAAAAGAUGGUAACAGAUUGAGGAGUGAAAACGAAGAGUUGAAGAAGGAGAUAGAGCAGCUUCAAGGAGACCGAUGCAGUGACCUGGAGCAGCUUGUUUAUCUCAAAUGGAUAAAUGCUUGCUUAAGAUAUGAGCUAAGGACUUACAAGCCACCCGCGGGUAAAACUAUCGCUAGGGAUCUUAGCACUACUCUAAGUCCUAACUCAGAAGAGAAAGCUAAGCAACUGAUUCUUGAAUACGCACACGAGGAAGAUCAUACAUAUUAUGAUGAUCAAUGGUCAUCUUCUCAGGAGGAAGCAUCAUCGAUGAUCACUGACUCUAUCUUCUUAGAUGAUUCUUAUGUUGACACUUUGUUUGCUAAGAAAACGAGAAAGUCAGGGAAGAAGAAGCUUAUGCAUACGUUGAUGAAGAUCUUACACGGUAAAGAUAGUACUCAAGAGCGUAACAAGAGAGCUGGUUCAUCAGAACCGAGCAGUUCAAGGACAGGUGUUCGUACCACUCUUACUAGGCUUCGACCAUCUCGUUCUAUGGACUUCCAGAUGUUGCUGUGUGGCAAAGACGAGGAGGAAGAGUUUAAGGAUCACAUCAGGAUGUUACGAGGUAAGAGUGAAGCAGCAAAGUCAUCCAACUAUGGAGAAGAAGAGUGUAAUUUGAAAUCAGAUCAACAGAAGAAGAAAGAGCUGGUUAAAUACGGCGAAGCGCUUAGGAAGUCUAGUUCCACGAAGAAGCUUCAUAAGAAAUCUGUGUCGUUAUUCUUCAGAGAGUAACUAGACUUCCUGUGUGUAUAGAGAUACUAGCUCAAAGUUGUAUAUUUGUGGAGCAAAACAAAUGGGUUGCAAUUGGAUUAUUAGGUUUCGAAGAUAAUUGCGGUUUGAGCAGUGCGGGACAAGCGGUUUAACUGCGGUGUGGUUUUAACAGUUAUAAAAACGUAUAGAUAUAUGGUAUAUGUAGAGAUUUUUGUUAUUGUUAACUGCGGUGCGGGGCGGAACGGUUCGUAACAUUCGAAGCCUUAACUUUUGGAAUGGAAUAAUUUGCAAUGGAUUAUUCCAUUAAUUAUAUUUAUUUUUUUACAUUUAACUUUAAUGGAAUAGAAUAGAAUAUUCAUUCUAUUAAUUUCAUAACCAUUCCAAAAAAUUUGCAAAGAAAACAUCCAUAUACAAUUCUGAUUUGGAAUAGACAGAAUGCAUAUAUUCCAUUUUAACCAAUUUAAUCAUUUUAUUUCAUUUAUUUUUAUUCCAUUAAUUUCAUUUCAUAGUUGUAUAACAUUUUCGGAAUUCGGAUCCAUUGGAUCCUCACAGAUCUUAUUCACCUUCCUAUGGUUGGAGAAGUAUCUGCUCAGUUAGAUCUCUAGUUAAUAAAAGGCUAAUCAAAAGAGUGAAAACAUGACAAACUAUCUCCGUAUGGAAUGAUCCCUGGAUUCCUGCUCCUCACCCGAGGUCAGCUAAACCAAAAACGCUACCCCAAUUUUUAAAUUUUUCUUUGAAGGUGGAUCAUCUCAUCGAUCCGUUGACUAAGUUUUGGAAUAUGGAUUUGCUCAAUGCAUACAUACAUCCGAAUGAUGUUAAAAUUAUUAGAGGUCUGGCUAUAUGUCGGAAUGAUAGGAAGAAUUCUUAUGGGUGGUCCUUCACAGAGUCAGGAAAAUAUACGGUUAAGUUUGGAUAUAGAGUUUAAUCAUUAUUUCCAGAUAAAGCACAUGAAUUACUUCCUUAUGGUCCGAAUAUCAAACCACUUUUGGCUUUUUGCUGGAAACUUAAAUGUUCCUCGAAACUGAGACAUUUUGUUUGGCAAGUUCUCUCAUGUACUAUAUCGGUUGCAAAACAUUUAAGGUCACGGGAGAUUAACUGUGAUACCCGAUGUAGUGUAUUUGUGGCACAUAGGAAGAGUCAGUUAAUCAUGCUUUAUAUGAAUGUUCUCCAACUCUGCAAACUUGGGCUUUAUCAAAAAAAAA